This is a messenger RNA of Eurypyga helias (sunbittern), 1431 nucleotides long. Its product is annotated as NEDD4-binding protein 2-like. The record is from RefSeq and is a predicted model, not a curated record. Gene Ontology annotation, molecular function: ubiquitin binding. The transcript has 2 exons. Lineage: Eukaryota; Metazoa; Chordata; Aves; Eurypygiformes; Eurypygidae. Bases 1 to 1431 code for a protein of 476 amino acids.
AUGCCGCGACGAAGGAAAGCUGGUGGGAGUCCUGCUCCGAAGAAUGGCAGUUCUGACAGAACUGCUGUUGCUCUAUCCUGGGGUCACCCAAGCCGCUCAGUGUCACAAGCAGCGCAUAGUGUCAGUAAGGAAGAGCUCUUCAACAGCAUGUCAGAAAUGUUUUCUGACCUGGAUCCUAGUGUGGUUUAUAUGGUUCUCUCCGAAUGCGAUUUUAAAGUAGAAAAUGCUAUGGAUUAUCUGCUAGAGCUGUCCACCCAUGCCAAAGGAAUAGCAUCUUCAAAAGCCGUGGGUUUUAAUUCAGCAGCAUCAUCACAAGCCCUUGUUAAUCAGCAAAGAUCUGUUGCAAAUGAAAGAAUGGGGGAAAGUACUGCAGAGCAAAGUAAUUCUGAGGAAGUCCUAUCGCCUGAAGUGCAGCUGACUGAAGAACUGGAUUAUUUAAUAGAAAAUGCCUUUCAGAGACACAGCUUAAGAGAUGAAUUGCCUAAUUCUGCAAAUGACCAAAUAGUACAUGAGCACUCCAUGGAACACGAUGGCUUUUAUGAAUUUCCCGAGUGGGAAAAAACUGAUUUGGGUUGCGAUGUCCUACUUUUUCCACAGCAAGCUGGGACAACUAAUGAGGUUUUAGAAAACUUCUGCUGUUCUCAGCCACCGGUGAGUCAGCUGAGUGUCCAGACAAGCUCAGAAGCUGCAUCAGACACUUCUGCACAGAUACUGGAAGAAUCUGAUUUGUCAGAUGUUCAGCAUGAUGUAGCUUCAGAAGUCUAUGAAGAAUUAAAUGGAGAAAUACCAUAUGGAAAUUCUGAAUGGACACAGGAUACUGCUUUGGAUCAGAAAAGUGUGACUGCUGCUUCUGGUGAGUCCUCCCAAAGACCUCUGGAACUUGGAGUAACUGCUACUGGAAAUCCUAAUUCAGGGUGCCUGGAACAGCACGAAGAGGUAGUGACUGCCUUUAACAGCCACCAAAACAUUUCGCUUCCAGAGGCCUUUGUCUCUCUUGAAACAUCUGGUUUCAAAACACGCAAACCUGCAGAUUUUCAGCAAACUCAGCAGGGUUAUAACUUAUUUUCUACACCAUCCUGUCAGCCUCAACAACACUGGAAUCUCAUGGCUCCCGCGUUUUAUCCACCCAGUGGAAGUCACAGUUUUGUGACUCCUGUGGCUGUCAGUCCGGGGCAGUGGAGACUUGUUUCAGACUAUAGGACUUCGGAAAAAGGACUUUUUUUCCACUCUCCAGUGGUUACAAAUGCCUGGGAUAGCAACCCUUCUCUGAAGGUAUGGGGAAAUCAAGAUAGAAACUCAAAAUUGAACCUCCCGCAAGCACAGCAGCCACCUGUUUGUCACAUGAUGAGAAAAAAGAUGCACCUUAUAGGUCAAGUACUUGUUCUUCUCAGAGGUGUUCCAGGAUCAGGAAAAUCGUAUUUGGCAAGGUAG